AUGCAAGAAGCAGGGUUUCCAGCAAUUCAUGGCGGAGUAAUGGGUGGGCGUCUUGAGACGCUGUCCGCGCUAUGUAAAUCCAUAGAUGCUGAUUUUAAAAACGAACUUCAUGCUGAAGGAGGCCUCUUUCAAUUUCUUUUUGUACCGGAAGCUAAUAUUUUAAAGCCGAUUGCCGAAAAAUUAUUGAAAUGCUUUGAGGCAAAUUCUUCGACAUUUUUUAUCAAUGGCCUAAAGUUAGGAAUAACCUUGCAAGAUGUUUUGUUCAUCUUCCAUUUGCCUAUUGACGGGAAACUUAUUUUACUUGAACGCUGUCCAAGUGAUGAAGCAUUCAAACGUGUAUACCCGGAGGGUCCCUAUGAUAAAAAGAGGAAGGAGGGUUUUUACAAAAGUGUCGCAUGCGACUCUAACUUCUCUUCUAAGCAGCGGAAGGUUGUUAUUUUAAUGCUUAUUCUUCGAGCUUUUGUUAUGCCAUCGUUCGAUGGCAAUUCAAUCCCUCUGUCAUUUGUUGCACUUUUGGAGGAUGUAGAUUCAGUUUCCAAUUAUGCAUGGGGAGCUGCAAUGCUUUCUUACCUCUUAUCAGGAAUAGAAAAUUUUAGAAGUAAGAAGAAAAAGCAUUUGGACGGAAAUUUCUGGAUCUUUUUGGUAAGUAUAAUUUGA
Vicia faba (fava bean) is the source of this 657-nucleotide messenger RNA. Lineage: Eukaryota; Viridiplantae; Streptophyta; Magnoliopsida; Fabales; Fabaceae. The record is from the annotation of a GenBank genome assembly.